CAUCUUCUUAAGAGCUAUAGUUUAAGUCAUGUGGGUGUGAAAUCUCUGAAGGACAGGUGGCUAGAACACAGAUGAGCAAGUUCUUAAGCUUAGCGGUUAGAGCAUAGUUAGACCUGGUUCAGAUCCAUCCCUCAGUGACCUUGGAGAAGCAAGGUGGAGAAACUGAAGCCUAGAAGUCAACCCUGAGUCGGAUAGUAUUACUUGCCUCUUAGGUUAUGAGGAUUAAGUGAGAUAAAGAAUUAAGUGCUCGAUAUGUGUUACUCACUAUUACUGAUUAUGUAGCUGAAGUUCCCUACCUAGAGCGGUGAUUCUGGAAACGUGCUCCUCUGCCCAGCCACACGGGUGUCACCUGUGAGCUUGUUACAAGUGCAAGUUCAUGGGCGCCACUCAGACUUAGGGAAUUAGGGUCUGGGGGUAGGUGGGAGGUGUAGGAACGGGCUCCCCAGGUGAUAGGCAGGGAAAGGUUUGAGAACAGCCCUAGGGGAAUCGAACAGAAUUAGAUAGGAAGGGAGUUGUUGUUUUUCCCCCCCCCCCAUUUAUUUAUUUUUAAUUGAAGGAUAAUUAUGAUAUUGUAUUGUUCUCUGCCAUACAUCAACAUGGAUCAGUCAUAGGUUUAGAGUUUUUUAAAGAGGGGCUAACAAUGGUAUCCUUUACAGUGGAGAGGAUAAAAAGCUCAGAGAAGAUGAAAUUUGGGGGAAAAGAGUGAACACCUACCUCUUCAUGAUGCAGGCCCAAGGCAUCCUCAUCCGGGACAACAUGCGGACCAUCGGCGCACAGGUUUACGAGCAGGUGGUCCGGAGCGCCUACGCCAAGAGGAACAGCAGUGUGAAUGACUCAGAUUAUCCUCUCGACUUGAACCACAGCGAAUCCUUCCUACAGACCACGACUUUUCUUCCUGAAGACUUCACCUACUUUGCAAACCAUACCUGUCCCGAAAGGCUCCCUUCCAUGAAGGGCCCAAUAGACAUAAACAUGAGUGAGAUUGGAAUGGAUGCCAUCCAUGAACUCUUCUCUAAAGACCCAACCAUCAAGCUGGGCGGUCACUGGAAGCCGUCAGAUUGUGUGCCUCGAUGGAAGGUGGCCAUCCUUGUCCCCUUCCGGAACCGCCACGAGCACCUCCCGGUCCUGCUCCGACACCUCAUUCCCAUGCUCCAGCGCCAGCGCCUGCAGUUUGCGUUUUAUGUGGUGGAGCAAGUUGGCACCCAACCCUUUAAUCGAGCCAUGCUUUUUAAUGUGGGUUUUCAAGAAGCAAUGAAGGACUUGGACUGGGACUGCCUAAUUUUUCAUGACGUGGAUCACAUACCAGAAAGUGAUCGUAACUAUUACGGAUGUGGACAGAUGCCAAGGCAUUUUGCGACUAAACUGGAUAAGUAUAUGUAUCUGCUUCCUUAUACUGAGUUCUUUGGCGGAGUGAGCGGCUUAACAGUAGAACAGUUUCGGAAGAUCAACGGCUUUCCUAACGCGUUCUGGGGGUGGGGUGGAGAAGAUGACGACCUGUGGAACAGAGUCCAGAAUGCAGGCUAUUCUGUGAGUCGGCCAGAAGGUGACACAGGGAAGUACAAGUCCAUUCCUCAUCACCAUCGAGGAGAGGUCCAGUUUCUUGGAAGGUACGCUCUGCUGAGGAAGUCUAAGGAGCGGCAACCGGUGGACGGCCUCAACAACUUGAACUACUUCGCGAACGUCACGUACGACGCCUUGUAUAAAAACAUUACCGUCAACUUGACACCCGAGCUGGCUCAGGUGACUGAGUACUGAGAGGAGGAGGAACAGUCGUUGGCUUCCCCCACCGCCCCCAGGACAGCAGCCCGCCGACGCGUCUCGGGGGGGCGCGCCACAGAGGAAGAGAACAGGAAACCCAGCGCCUCCUGAAGGAUCACAGGGUUCAAGGAAAAAAAAAUGUGAACAGAGCACACGCACAAAAACGCCUUCCCCGUCCGGACCCGCCGGGGUGGAGGGAGGCGCCCGGGAACUGACCGACGUCUGUCCUGCUGCCCUCCUCCCCGGCCUCCCGCCCCGUCUCAGCCACGGGCCUCCGCAAGCGGAACCGGAACCGCCCCGGAGCCUCUUCCCCCGCGAGAACGGCCUGGGCAGCUUCUUGGCCUCCAGAGCAGAGAGGCAGACCCGCGCAGGGCAGCUGUGUUUUAGGAAGAGCAAAAGGAAACUCCACACAACCAUCCUUCUACAUCUCUGGUGUUCCCUCUCUCUCUCUUUUUUUUCUAAAUUACCUGCUUUGGGUGGGGAUUGAGGGUGGAGGGGGAGGGCUUGGGGAAGAGAAAUAGACAUGCAACAAUCACUUCUUGAAGAAGUAUAAUUGUAAAUAAGCCAUGUAAAAUGCCUUUUUUUUUUUUAAAUUUAAUUUUCUAGCUGGCUCCAACUCAAACCGAGGGUUUAUAUAUCAGAUCCUGUAUUGGUUUGGCAGAUGCAGGAACUCGGCUAAAAGGGAACGACAGCAUCUCCCCGGUUGCUGUCACUGUGGAAGGGAGUGGAUAUAGAGCAUGUCACAGCAGAACAAAACAGCCCAGUCAUUAUCACCAGUGGCCAACUUCUUCUGCCUCACCUGCCUUCCCCUUUUCCAAAAGCGUUGCUCUUGACUUUGGUUUUGGUUUUCUAUUCCCUGUUGGGCAGUCCUUCCCAGUCCCAGCCUUGUGCUGAACAGGAAGCUGUGUUAGCAUAGUGCUGUCCUGCUUGAAGCAAACCCUUCGGGUGGGCCCACUGCACACCGCUGGAUCUCUCACCUUGGUGUCUCAUCCUUUCCUCGGCAUCAGGAGAGAGUGGGGGUGUUGGUUUUUCCUACUUUCUGUUUCUCUCUCUUUCUUUCGCUUGCUCUUGUGGACCGUGGCCACAGUUUCUGAAAUCUGUGCCUAAAUUACCAACCAGCUUCAACGAUUUCUCUGAAUUUUCCCCUUUUUGGUUUCUGGAAAGCUUUUUGUGUUUUUUUUUUGGUCAACAUUAUUAACUAGUAUUGGGUUGGCCACAAAGCUCACUUGGGUCAUUCUGUGCCAUCGUACGGGAAAGCCCAAAUGAACUUCUUGGCCAGCCCAAUAUAUAGAAUCAUGAGCAACUGAAUGAUGUGGAACUUAGCCAGGGAGCAGGUGGCACUUGUGUGCUGCGGGUCAACUGGGAUCCAGGCUAGACCAAAUCAGAGCUUUGGGGUUAGCUUAACAAAGCUGCCGGACAGACAGACACAGGAGCCCACAUGCUCCUUUCACACCCCCAUGUGCUUUUUUGAAGUCAGAUUCUAAAUUGCAUUUGAAUUUGUGCCUCUCUGUUUCCCUUGAGCCAAAUCCCUCACCUCAUAGUCCCCUUUGGCUCCUGCAGAAUUCUGAGAAAUACCAGGUUUCCCCCAUCCUUUUCCAUAAAACAUAUUUAUGUAUCCAUACUAAAGAGUACUUUCUGAAGAGUACUUCAUAGUUUGUUUUUUUUUUUAAUUGCCUUGUUUGCCUUCAGUUUCCUUAAUUUUCAUGGUUUACAUGGAUGUGUGUGUAGGGGCUAUAUUUGUGUAUAUACACGUGGGUUGGGGUUUUUGCAUGUGUGGGUUCCAUGGACGUAUGAUCCCCACAAGCUGUGGGAGUGAUUGGCCAGGCCUUGUUUUUUUAAUGUGUGUUUUUGUUCUUUCGAAGAAGAGGUUGCUAUUUAGAAAAGAAACCGCAUUGCAAAGCUCUUACCAGCUCAUAUGAGAGAGCAGAUUCCUGCCCUUGAGCACGCUGGUAAGUUAUCAUAAAUGUUUUAAAAGAGUUUUGAGCAUUUCAUGCUUUAAAAGACCUUCACAGGGAAUAUGACACACGAAGUUCUUUUGGUUUUCCUUUGACGUAAGGUGCAUAAAGCAAUAAAAAUUUCUUUCCCCCUUCCUCCAUGCGCCCCCAGGCCUCGUUCUGGCCUGGCCUCUUCUUUCUCUGAGAGCUGUGAGCUGCUUUCAGUGUGACAAAAUUAUGAUGUCCUUUGGAAGAAUUUGCCAGGGCAGACUGAUCAUUGGUCAGGGAUGGCCCGUGUUUGAAGCCUUUCAUUAGCGUAUUUGCCAUAAGAACAAAUGCUGGCAGAAAGCUAACAACACCUAAUUUGACAAAGAAAAUGCUGGCUUGAGGACAAAAGGAAAAAGUCUUUUCAGGGCUGGAAGUUGGGUGACUUAAAUCAUCUUGCAAUCAUGUGUGAGUUUGUUUUAUCUGUGUGAAAUCUCUUACUGUGCACUGUUAAAUCUUUUAUCCACUAAACUAAGUGGGGAAACAUAAAAGAAAAAAUAAAAAACCGCAGCCAGCCCCACGUGCUGUUGAUAGCGUGAAAGUAUCAUGUUAAACAACAAGAACCAAGUGUGACCUUGCGCGUAUUUUGGCAGCUGAAAUUCCUUAAGGCUACCAAACGGAUGACCCCUUAAAUCAGCCUUGUCUUACGAUUGCAGUGUGCAAGGAAAAGUCUUCUUUCACGCUGAUUUUUUUGGCGGGGAGGGAGUGUCCACAAAGCUAUUCAUGUUGACAACACAGGGCCUCCCCUAAGAGCCGCUCCACCAGACACCUAUAGCUGAACGACAGCCACGUGGACUGAUGGUAUCCACUCACCAAUGACGAUGACAUUGAACUAGCUUAUUUCCAUCACUACGAUUUUUUGAGCUUGCUCUUAUGUUUUAAGAGGUGCCAGGGGUACAUUUUUGCACUGAAAUCUAAAGAUGUUUUAAAAAACACUUUUCACAAGAAUAUAGUCCUUUGUCAUUACAUUAUUUACUCAUGUGUUUGUACAUUUUUGUAUGUUAAUUUAUGAAUGAUUUUUUCAGUAAAAAAUACAUAUUCAAGAACCAAA
Molecule: messenger RNA, 4788 nt
Organism: Bubalus bubalis (water buffalo)
Lineage: Eukaryota; Metazoa; Chordata; Mammalia; Artiodactyla; Bovidae
Gene: B4GALT5
Product: beta-1,4-galactosyltransferase 5
Exons: 9
Coding region: 721-1755 (344 amino acids)
Biological process (GO): carbohydrate metabolic process; glycoprotein biosynthetic process
Molecular function (GO): UDP-galactose:glucosylceramide beta-1,4-galactosyltransferase activity
Source: RefSeq, a predicted model, not a curated record